Molecule: messenger RNA, 1080 nt
Organism: Pseudomyrmex gracilis
Lineage: Eukaryota; Metazoa; Arthropoda; Insecta; Hymenoptera; Formicidae
Exons: 3
Coding region: 152-484 (110 amino acids)
Cellular component (GO): extracellular region
Molecular function (GO): ion channel inhibitor activity
Source: RefSeq, a predicted model, not a curated record
AGUAUCCGGUGAGAGCUGAAAGGGUGAGACUCCUUAUCUGAGCGCAAAGGACGACGAACAAGGCAGUCGAGACUUUGCGUUACAAACUUUUGCGUUGCGAAACCUUUUUUCCGUUCGCGCUACUAAAUUAUCAAGUGAUUCUAUAGCGGAUAUGAGGUCCUGGAUUCUAUGGUGCUCUCUUCUGUUGGUCAUCCUGGCCGCCAACAGCUUCGCCAGUCCUUAUAUCGACGACGGUGAAGACGUAGGCGAACUUCAAGGUGUUGAUUCCUCGGAGUAUGCAGACAAUGCUUUGGAGAAUUUGAUUCGGGCAGCGCAGAAACGUACGUUGCGUCUGUCAUAUUUUUAUAGGCGAAGUUGCAUAAGGCGCGGCGGCAAUUGCGAUCACCGACCGAACGAUUGCUGCUACAGCUCCAGCUGCCGUUGCAAUUUGUGGAUGUCCAAUUGCCAGUGUCAGCGGAUGGGUCUCUUCCAGAAGUGGGGCUAAAUAAUAUUUUCCUCUCCUCUCCUCUCCUCUGCUCUAGUCUUUCUACUCUUAGCUUGCGACUUCUAUCUCUCUUCUCUUUAUUUUUCGUUCUCUUUUAUUUUUUUAUUUUUUUUUUCAUUAUCAUAGCCUUUUUCGAAGAAACUAUUUCGUCAAGUUCGGACAACGUUCCUCUUCUCGUACAAUGUUAGCCUACGUGACGAAUCUGUCCCGUGGAAUUAAUUCCAAUUCGUCGUCUUCAACGCUCCGAUUCUCGAUUAUAGAACGAAGGCCUCAAUGAUACGCUUUGACAUUCCUUUAUUGUUUUUUUCUCGCGCAUUUUCUAUAGAGAGACAUACAAUUAUAUUUGUUGAGUUCAAUACGAUUGGCUUGAAGAUAAUAAAUAGCAAAAAUGUCACGCUCUCGAAAAAAAAACCUUUGCGCGAUAUAACUCUCUUAACUUUUCGAUCUCUCGAGAUGCGGUCUUUCACAUCUACCUCUCUCGCGAUAUUUGAUAUACCGGGAUCAGCUGCGCUCGACUAUUUGUGAUUAAUAAACAAUUUUCUCUUUCCUUUCUUGAAGAAUAAUUUAUUGUACAUAUAAUUAUUUUUUUUUUAUAU